AACUACAGAUUUUAUGCUUUAUUCUAUAUUGUUAUGCUCUUCAUCUCCAGUUGAUGGCGAGUAAGCAGAGGAUGGACUAUUAGACGUCAUUACCACUCCCAGUCUGCUCCGACCUUCCCCUUCUCCGCUCAGUGUUGACGGCGCAUAUUGAUGGAGCCGAGUUGCGGAGAGGGGGUGCGCGGAGGGAAAACAGCUUCAAUUCAUUUGGAAAUGUGGAAUCGGGAAUAAAACUAUCUUGGAAUACGAUAUUUAUUUUUGGCGCCUUUGGAUCUAUGUGGUCUGACUUUUGUUUUCAGGGAUUCGAUUUUUUUGCAAACGUUUUACAACUUUUUCAGUCAAACGAAAUAACUUUGAUUCUGAGUCAAAACCCCUUUUCUUUAAUGUUUUGAUAUGUAAACCAUUGGAUGGCGGCUGUUUUCGCGUAGCGUCAUGUUCUUCCCUCGGUUUGAAGUGGACAAUGAAGUUAUGGGAUAGCCUGACCACUUGUUUGUUUCUGCUGAGCUCCGUGCACACGAGCCCCCGGACACAACCGCGCCGACCACCGCCGUCCACCUCAGAUCCCCCCGAGAGACCCCUCGAAACGCCGCCAGUUAAGAUCCGAUUAUCAAUAAAUCCAGCUGCCAACACCCGAGUCUUCACGGACCGAGACGAUCUAGAAAGGAUGGCAGAUACUGAACAAAGCGCGGUGGAGGAGCGCCUGGCAGAGUGUCUGGACGGUGCCGUGGACGCCGUCCGAGUGACUGUCAGCAGAAAGCCCCGCUCUGCCUCUCAGUCUGCCUCUCCUUCUCCUUCCCCUUCGUCCUCCCCCUCCACCCCCCCGCCCAACGCCAGGGUCAACCUGAGCUCCAGGGCUCGCCACAGAAGGGGGAGGAAGACGGCAGUGAGUGAGAGGAGCAGUAGGGGAGGAAGAGGAGGAGGAGGAGGAGGAGGAGCUAAAGGGGCCAGGAGGAGGAAUGGGAAAAGAGGAAGAGGGGGACAGGGCUGCAUGCUGAAGCAGAUCCAUCUCAACGUGACAGACCUGGGUCUGGGCUACCAGUCCGAGGAGGAGAUGAUAUUCAGGUACUGCUCUGGGCCGUGUCGGAAGUCCGAGACAAACUAUGACAAGAUCCUUCACAACAUCGCUCACGACAGGAGGCUGGGCGCCAGAGACGCGCCCCCCAACCCCUGCUGCCGCCCAAUAGCAUUCGACGAUAACCUAUCCUUUCUGGACGACAACCUGGUGUACCACACCAUACGGAAGCACUCUGCCAGGAAGUGCGGUUGCGUGUAGCACGGGGACCUCCAGACCUGCUCCAGCCUUCACUGGGUCCUGCUGCGAGCCAGGUCUCUCUGCUUCCCUCUGUCUCAUGUUCUCAAGAGUUUUAAUUGAUCACGUCGUCAGGAAACACUCUGCUAGAGCUGUGUGUGUGUGUGUGUGUGUGUGUGUGUGUGUGUGUGUGUGUGUGUGUGUGUGUGUGUGUGUGUGUGUGUGUGUGUGUGUGUGUGUGUGUGUGUGUGUGUGUUAGUGAUGCUUAGGAACGCAAGAGACAAUAAAGAUAAACGAGGCCCAAAUGGAGUGUGCCUCAAUAUGGCAGAGUUGGGACCCUUUAAAAGCUCUGUGCUGGCUCCUCAACAUCACUCUGAUGCUUCUGUUAUCUCUCUGGUGGUUCUGCCAGAUUCAACCUCAUCCAUUCCUACAGUGUAAACAAUCUAUGUCCAACUUCAAAUGUGUUCACUUAUGAAAAGGAUUCUCAAACUCUUAAGUAACUUAUUGUUAUUUAUUAUUUCUUGUAUAAAAUGAGUAAAAAUAAUGAAAUAAACUAUUUAUUGUUAUUGUUGGAAGUUAUAUAAUGGAGUAUGCCAACGAUUUAAUUAAAAUAGGCAAGAUUAUUUGCAAAGUGAUGAAGAACGCAAAAUAUCACACAGUAGACUAGUAAUGGUGUUUAAAUGCACAGAAAUAUAGCUGACAGAAUGCUUUAACCGUUUACAUGUUCCUUGAUUGCCUGACUGUUGGAAAUAUAUUUACUUGUUUGGUCUUUUUGUGAGUGUUAAGCAUUUUUUAUGUUGACAUUUCAUUAUUUGUAACCAAACGUGUAUUCUUGCUCCAAAACAUGCCUUUAUUUUUCUACCACGUUAUAAUUAUGAUAUCAUUAUUAUUUUACCAUAUUAAU
This is a messenger RNA of Gadus morhua (Atlantic cod), 2150 nucleotides long. Its product is annotated as glial cell line-derived neurotrophic factor-like. Gene Ontology annotation, biological process: negative regulation of neuron apoptotic process; peripheral nervous system development; positive regulation of branching involved in ureteric bud morphogenesis. Gene Ontology annotation, molecular function: glial cell-derived neurotrophic factor receptor binding; receptor tyrosine kinase binding; growth factor activity. The coding region runs from base 458 to 1270 and encodes 270 amino acids. The record is from RefSeq and is a predicted model, not a curated record. The transcript is spliced from 2 exons. Lineage: Eukaryota; Metazoa; Chordata; Actinopteri; Gadiformes; Gadidae.